AUGAAGGCUCACUCUGCAUUGACCGGCCUGGUGUCGGUUGCCGCCCUUCUCCCCGAGGUUUCAGCCAACGUUAUUGCUAUUCGCGACCCCUCUGUUGAGCAGGUCGCUGCAGAGGCUCUUGCUGUCCCUCUUGCCGCCCUCAAGCGCGCAGCCCCCGACGCACCUAAUGGAUAUGUUCCCACACAUGUCAACUGCCCUUCAAACCGCCCGACCAUCCGCAACGCAACAACAAUCUCUCCCAACGAGACCGAAUGGCUAUACGUGCGCAGAAACAACACUGUCUCGGCCAUGAGAGACUUGCUUGGUCGCAUGAACAUCACUGGACUCGACACCAACUCGUACAUUGACAGCGCAGCAAACAACGUCAGCGCUCUUCCUAACAUCGCCAUUGCCGGAUCUGGUGGUGGUUACCGCGCCCUCAUGAACUACGCCGGUGCCGUAGCAGCAUUCGACAACCGCACAUCAAACUCUACUGGAGCUGGUCAGCUCGGUGGUCUCUUGCAGGCCUCGACUUACCUUGCUGGUCUUUCCGGAGGUUCGUGGUUGGUGGGAAGUCUUUUCGUCAACAACUUCACCUCGGUCGAGAACAUUCUGGCCCAGGAUACCGGCGACAAUGGUGGCACAUGGCAGUUUGGAAACUCGAUUCUUGAAGGCCCCUCAAGCAGUGGUCUCCAGAUCCUGAACUCUGCUGAGUACUACAAGGACAUCUACGACACCGUUCAAGACAAGAACGAUGCCGGUUACGAAACCACCAUCACCGACUACUGGGGCCGCGCUCUCUCGUACCAGCUUAUCAACGCUUCCAUGGGAGGUCCCGCUUACACUUUCUCAUCCAUUGCCGACGACGAAAACUUCAUCGCUGGAAACACCCCCAUGCCUAUUUUCGUCGCUGAUGGCCGUGCUAGAGGCCAGCUCGUCAUUGAUGGUAACGCUACCGUCUACGAGAUGAACCCUUGGGAACUUGGUACCUUUGACCCUACUACAUACGCAUUCGCCCCUAUUCGCUACCUCGGCUCAAACUUCUCUGAUGGUGUUGUCAUCGACGGCGACAUGCAGUGUGUCCGCGGAUUUGACAAUGCUGGUUACAUCAUGGGAACCUCCAGUUCUCUCUUCAACCAGGCCUUCCUCCAGAUCAACGGUUCCUCUGGUCUGAUCAACGGCGUUCUUACCAGCAUCCUGGCCAACAUUGGUGAGGACAACGACGACAUUGCCAACUACCCUAACCCCUUCUUCGGUGUGAACAACCAGACCAGCCGUGUCGCUACUACCGAUCAGCUCACUCUCGUCGAUGGUGGUGAGGAUUUGCAAAACAUUCCUCUUCACCCUCUCAUCCAGCCCGAGAGACACGUCGAUGUUAUUUUCGCCAUUGAUUCAUCCGCCGACACCACCGCUGACAACGGAGGCGCUAACUGGCCUAACGGCACUGCCCUGGUUGCCACCUAUGCCCGUACCUUCUUGGAUAUCUCCAACGGCACUUCUUUCCCUGCCGUUCCUGACCAGCAGACUUUUGUCAACCUUGGUCUGAACAACCGUCCCACUUUCUUCGGAUGCGACUCUAGCAACACAACCCACAUGACUCCUCUUGUGGUCUACCUCCCCAACGCCCCUUACGUCUACCACAGCAACGUCAGUACCUACGACCUGUCUUACAACGACACUGAGCGCAACUACAUUAUUGAGAACGGCUACAAUGUUGCCACCCUGGGCAACGGUACCCUCGACUCAGAAUGGCCCACUUGCGUCGGCUGUGCCAUCCUCAGCCGCUCCCUCGAGCGCACUGGCACCACCGUCCCCGAUGUCUGCAACCAGUGCUUCCAGCGCUACUGCUGGGACGGCACCGUCAACUCGACCACAAACACCACCUACGAGCCCCCAUACAAGCUCGCCAAGGGCGACGUGCUCGGCUUCUCCAGCAGUGGUUUCAAGGCCGCAGCACCCACAUUGGCUCUCGCCGUGUCCGCUGUCGCCACUGUUUUGAUGAUCAUGUAGAUUGCGAUAGGUGCUUUUGUUUUGUUCGUCGCCUUGUGGUUCAAAUAACACCUCUUUUGUCGUCUUUCUGGAAAGACAUUCCAAUUUAUAGAUGGAUAGAUAGCCGGGUGUUUCUCGGUUUUGGAAAAUAGAGAACAAACAGCUUCUUGAUUAAUGAAUCUUCAAAAAAAUAUUUUACAUUUACACAAGAUUGUUUUCACUGUCGAACCGUGCUCUUCGUGGGAUUUUGACGUCCAGUUUAGCCGUGUGUUGCAUUGACUUGAAGGAGAACCAGGAAUACCGAAGUCAAUAAAAUCAGUGACGCAAACACGAAUAAUAGAUUCUUAAUAUCGACAUAUGCGGAAGGGACUACGGAGGAUGAUACGAGAAGGAAGCCACGGCUCAGGUGUGAGUAAAAACGAC
Molecule: messenger RNA, 2391 nt
Organism: Aureobasidium pullulans EXF-150
Lineage: Eukaryota; Fungi; Ascomycota; Dothideomycetes; Dothideales; Saccotheciaceae
Exons: 1
Coding region: 1-1989 (662 amino acids)
Biological process (GO): glycerophospholipid catabolic process
Cellular component (GO): cytosol; intracellular membrane-bounded organelle
Molecular function (GO): A2-type glycerophospholipase activity
Source: RefSeq, a predicted model, not a curated record